CGUGGGACAUUUUGGCUCAAGUCGAUUGUGGCACUGAGCCAUCAUGGCCUGUAAACAACAACAGCUUCUGACCGAAGCAAACUGUGUCUGAGACUCGGCCUUUAUUUAGAUAUAGUGAAGUGAUUUUCAACAAUGCUUCGAAGGUGUGUCUGAUUGAUAUCCUUCGAACGGGACGUUUUUCUUUUCAGCGGGCAGCUUACAAGCCAUGUCCUCUCAGCAGCCUAACAGCUCAGCCUCCAACAGCCCCACCAGCAUCUUAGGAUCUCCGUUUUCAGUCAUCAGUCCCUCACUUAACUCCCCAGUGGUGCCACACUCUCUGGGAUUUGGACCCAUCAGCAACAGUCAGAUUUCAUCUUCAGCGCCUAUAUCAGGGAUGCACUCAGUCAGCAGCUCAGAAGACAUCAAGCCUCCGUUUGGCUUGAGGCCGAUGCAGGCUCACAGCCCGGGAAUAAUGUUGUCUCAGAAACGACUGUGUGUCAUCUGUGGGGACCGCUCUUCUGGCAAGCACUAUGGAGUGUACAGCUGUGAGGGUUGCAAAGGUUUCUUUAAACGAACUGUGCGAAAAGACCUGAGCUACACCUGCAGGGAUAACAAAGAGUGCCUGGUCGACAAACGCCAGCGCAAUCGCUGCCAGUACUGCCGCUACCAGAAGUGCCUGGCCAUGGGAAUGAAGAGGGAAGCAAUCAAACUUGUAAAGGACAUAACAGAAGAUGGAAAAGUUGAAGGAUGGAUGACGGUACAAGAGGAACGACAGAGGAACCGAGAGCGGGAAGGCGAGCUGGAAUUCAGCGUUGGAGUGAAUGACGAGAUGCCUGUGGAGAAGAUCUUGGAGGCAGAGACGGCUGUGGAGCAAAAGACUGAGCUUCACUCAGACGGAGGCUCUGCAGGAAACUCGCCACAUGAUGCUGUUAGCAACAUCUGUCAGACUGCAGACAAACAGCUGUUUGCCCUGGUGGAGUGGGCAAAGAGAAUCCCUCAUUUCUCUGAACUGCCCCUUGAUGAUCAGGUCAUCCUUCUGCGUGCAGGGUGGAACGAGCUUCUGAUCGCCUCGUUCUCCCAUCGUUCCAUUCCGUUGAAGGAUGGAGUCCUUCUUGCCUCUGAGCUACAGCGCGAUAGUGCACACAGUGCGGGAGUUGGAGCCAUUUUUGACAGAGAAAGUGUGCAGAGUGCAGAGGUCGGCGCCAUAUUCGAUAGAGUUCUCACUGAGCUCGUCAAUAAGAUGAGAGAUAUGCAAAUGGAUAAAAUAGAGCUGGGCUGCCUUCGAGCCAUUGUCCUUUUUAACCCAGAUGCUAAAGGGCUCUCCAACACCGGUGAGGUGGAGCUCCUUAGAGAAAAGGUCUAUGCAUCAUUGGAAGCUUACUGCAAACAGAAAUAUCCAGAGCAGCAGGGAAGGUUUGCUAAGCUCCUCCUUCGACUGCCAGCACUGCGAUCUAUUGGCUUGAAGUGCUUGGAGCAUCUUUUCUUCUUCAAGCUGAUCGGUGACACGCCUAUUGACACUUUCCUAAUGGAAAUGCUUGAAGCUCCCCAUCAGUUGUCUUAGAUAAGAAGCGUGUACUGUGGUAGCUGAAGCCUGGGCAGCGGGCGUGGGACUGGAGUGGCACUUUAAGUUCUUUGAAGAUUUGUCGAUUUGUCUCACUGCUGUCUGCGUUACACUUCUUUUAGUGCGGCACAGAUUUGCGCUUUAGACCAAACCCAAGGCUUGGCAUGAUCUACAAGCUGGUGCUAUAUGUUUAAUUAACUUCAUGUGUAACUAUGGGUAAACACAAGUAUCUUUUGAAAAUAUAAACAUUUACAUAUUUCCCUCACAGGAUAAACUAUAAUUUGGAUAUACAUUUUUGUAUAAACUUUUUAGACACCUCAGAUUUUAAGAUUGUUGUUUCUCCAACUGAUGGGAUACAUGAGAGGACGGCAGCCAGAUUCUUUUCUUAACGCGUUAAGGACGCACCCUUUUUAUAAAUUUACAUUCAACUCAGAUCUAAAAGUGCAUUAUUGUACCAAACAACAGCUUCGAGUUUACUUGUAUCCAUUGCACAUGAUAAAAUCCAGCAGUGACCCUGAGACGGAAGACAAGUGAGCAGUUGAAACCGUCAGGCCAGACUCAUGCUGCUCAUCAGGGUCAGCUUUAUGUGUCUCGUAUACAUAUAUAUGCAGAGUGUUGUUUACUUUGCCAUUUAAAAGAAUAAUUAUGUCGGGGUUAAUGAUUAGACUUUUCUGCACAUUUGCAACGUGCUGUUUCUAAACCAUACAUUUAACAAAUGCCUGGCCUGAAUGGUCAAGUGUUUGUCUUUUGGUGCUAUUUCAGAGAUGAUUAUUAGCGCAGAUGCACACCAAACCACAAACCUAUGAAUAUAUGCAAAGCUAAAAAUUCUUUUGUCAAUCUUUGUUUAAAAUGUAGCAAUACAAAAUGUUAAACUAGGCAAGCCUGUCAGUUUUUCAGGGGUUUUACAAAGAAAAUUAUGUCCUGUGGAAAGGGAAUACUCCAUUUUGUAAUUUAUCUUCACAAAUCUAAGGUACUGUGCAAAAGUAAUUGUUCAGGGACAGUGUAUAUUGAUAAAUUUGAAUUAUGAUCAGGAAAUACAAAUUCUAUAAUUCUUAUUUACCCUUUUUCUGUUUUCAGCUAGUAUAAAGCAGAACGUGUCUUGGGUUGCACUGGAUUUGCUGAGACAGUUUCGGCUUCUUUUUCUUUUCUUUUGUUGGAUGCUUAGUUUUUCCUACCUAUCCUCUUUUUAGGUAGCUGUCUUCAUCAUCGUGAUGUCUCUGCAUUUUAUUGCCAGCAAACAAUAAUCACAUUUAGCUCCAUACCACCUGUGAACAGACAUGAAUUUUAAGUCCAGAUGAGUUGGCCGUAUGUAAACACCAGCUGUAAUGGUAAACGUGUCACUGACAUCUGUAUGCUCUUGAACAUAAAAGUGACUUGAAACAUGGGUUGUGUGGACUAAAAAUAAACAGGCUUAAGUCUUUCUUUCA
This is a messenger RNA of Oreochromis aureus, 2967 nucleotides long. It is a transcript of the gene rxrbb, whose product is annotated as retinoid x receptor, beta b. Gene Ontology annotation, cellular component: nucleus; RNA polymerase II transcription regulator complex. The transcript has 12 exons. NCBI's taxonomy places the organism in Eukaryota, Metazoa, Chordata, Actinopteri, Cichliformes, Cichlidae. The coding region runs from base 206 to 1540 and encodes 444 amino acids. Gene Ontology annotation, molecular function: nuclear steroid receptor activity; retinoic acid-responsive element binding; nuclear receptor activity. The record is from RefSeq and is a predicted model, not a curated record. Gene Ontology annotation, biological process: positive regulation of transcription by RNA polymerase II; anatomical structure development; response to retinoic acid.